AGUCAUGUCUGGAACGUUCAGGAAGAAAACUAAAAGCUGACAAACGGGUCUCUACCUUUUCUGAGGUGAGGAAUGGAGUGCUCCAGGAACUCUAUCCUCUUCACAGAAAACUUUCUAACUUCUGCUAGGAUGUCUAUAAAACUAUAUUAAUUUAAAGAAAAAUGGCGUCGCCGGUGAAAUUAAACGGAACCGAACUUUUGGAAGUUGACAUAUGCGACGGUAUAUGUUCCGAGGACGAAAGCGGCGUUUUCGUCAAUUGUGUAUCCGCCUUUCAGGAGGACUUCUCCGGCUUCCAGCAGUGGACAAACUCCACCGAGUCAACUUAUGACACAUCAUCGCCUCCGGGACAGCAGGUGCCCUCCACCGGGGAGCACGGAGCUCCACCUGCCGCUGUUAGGACUAGCGCGGCAGGGGACAGCGACUCUGAGACCACGGGAGAUGGAGUCAAAUUCAUCAGGUCUAGGUCCAUAGUGGACUGUCUUUUGGUGGAGCUUUAUGAGACGUACAACGGCGGUAGCAGGAGGAAUUUGGACAGCUGGGAUAGCUCCACAGAGGCGUCCGGAUCUGAUGCUUUCCUCGGCCGCAGUAACUCCGGGUCCAGCUUCCUCCAGGAGCUCCAGGAGAAGCACACAAGGAGGCAUCAGAUGAACUACCUGGCCCAGAAAGCCCUGGAGGAGCUGCAUUCAAUCAUCCAGGAGGUGAAAUAUCGUACGGGCCUGCAGUCGGCCAAACUGCUCCGCCAGCUGAGGAGACGGGACCGACUGAACCACAAAGUGCAGAAAAACUACGACAUUAUCACCGCCUGCCUUCAGGCUGUCUCACAGAAACGACGUAAGAAUACACACUUAUCUUCUUCCUGCUUUAAUACAAAAAAAGAUUGGUCUUGUUGUGUGUUAACUUUCAGGAAGAGGCCUAGACACUGAAGUGCUCUUAGAGGCUGGGAACUGAGGAGAAAUGUAUUAAAAGUGAAAAAUAAAUGUAUUUUCAAGAAA
Messenger RNA from Notothenia coriiceps (black rockcod), 992 nucleotides. RefSeq names its product TBC1 domain family member 30-like. The transcript is spliced from 2 exons. The coding region runs from base 162 to 923 and encodes 253 amino acids. The record is from RefSeq and is a predicted model, not a curated record. NCBI's taxonomy places the organism in Eukaryota, Metazoa, Chordata, Actinopteri, Perciformes, Nototheniidae.